AACUUGCGCAACUCUCUCACCGGGUAAAACAAUAGAACAUCCUGAUAGCUGUGCUGCGUUUCGAUAGUCGAGGCAUGUCGUACUCUGCAUUAAUUACUGGAGCCAGUGGUCUGCUCGGACGUCAAGUGCAGCGAGAAUUCCUCCUCGAUGGCUGGGAGUCAGUUGGCACUGGUUUGAACCGCGUAACUGCACCCAAUGUUGUCAAACUCGACAUUCGAGACCAUGGAGAGAUUGAAAAGGCACUAGACAACACCAAACCCCUUGUUGUGGUCCAUUGUGCUGCAAAUCGCUUUCCAGACUCAUGCACUGCGAACCCGGAAGCAGCAAGAGCGCUCAAUGUGGAGUCAAGUCGCGCCUUGGCUCAGGCAACCAUGGCUCGAGACAUCUUCCUCAUCUACAUAUCUACUGAUUAUGUCUUUCCGGGGCGUCCAGGCGAGGCUCCUUACAAGGCUGACGCCACCCCAAACCCGCCAAAUGUUUAUGGUCAGACCAAGCUAGAAGGCGAACAAGCUGUUCUUGAUGUUGCAGAACUCGUCAAUGCAAAGAACAAAGUUGUUGUCCUUCGAGUCCCUGUCCUCUACGGAGCCUGUGACGAGCCCAAGGAAAGUGCAGUCAACGUACUCAUGUCGCAGCUAUGGAAUGCUCAACAAAUAGGCGAAGGCGACCCCAAGAUCCAAGUCGAUGACUACGCACUCCGAUAUCCUACCAACACCCAAGAUGUCGGCAGAGUAUGUCGCGACAUAGCAAAGCUCUAUCUGGACCCUGCCAACGCAACCCGUGAACUCCCCAGUAUCCUUCACUUCAGCUCAGAAGACCAGAUGACCAAGUGGCAAAUCUGCCAGACUUUUGCCGACAUCAUGGGAUUGCCGCUCGACAACAUGGUGCCCUUCAAGCCUGAGGAAGAACCGAAAGACGGUACCAUCCGGCCCUACGACUGCCAUCUAGAUACUAGUGUUCUCCGGGAUCUAGGCAUCGACGUCUCGACCGUGAACUUUAGGACGUGGUGGAGACGCGAAGUCGGGGCAUUCCGCUAACACAGCAAACUUCGUCUCAGUUACAAAAACUAUACCUUUAUCAAUAUCUCGAUAAAAUAGCCAUCAAAUGCAUCCCAAAGUCCCGUAUACAUGAUUCCUGUGUAUUGCAAGGCUGUCUGCCUCAAAUGCCAAGACCACACACAACACCGGGGAUCGUCACACCCGUUGCCAGCAAAGCCACCCGCA
Bipolaris sorokiniana ND90Pr is the source of this 1220-nucleotide messenger RNA. RefSeq lists its product as uncharacterized. Lineage: Eukaryota; Fungi; Ascomycota; Dothideomycetes; Pleosporales; Pleosporaceae. The record is from RefSeq and is a predicted model, not a curated record. Gene Ontology annotation, molecular function: methionine adenosyltransferase regulator activity. Gene Ontology annotation, biological process: S-adenosylmethionine biosynthetic process. Gene Ontology annotation, cellular component: methionine adenosyltransferase complex. The coding region runs from base 75 to 1034 and encodes 319 amino acids. The transcript has 5 exons.